Ochlerotatus camptorhynchus is the source of this 3482-nucleotide messenger RNA. It is a transcript of the gene Vps11, whose product is annotated as vacuolar protein sorting 11. Gene Ontology annotation, molecular function: protein-macromolecule adaptor activity; protein binding; metal ion binding. The record is from RefSeq and is a predicted model, not a curated record. The coding region runs from base 79 to 3297 and encodes 1072 amino acids. The transcript has 7 exons. Gene Ontology annotation, biological process: vacuole organization; vesicle-mediated transport; organelle fusion. Gene Ontology annotation, cellular component: endosome; HOPS complex. Lineage: Eukaryota; Metazoa; Arthropoda; Insecta; Diptera; Culicidae.
AAAAAUUAAGUAAAAAAUUUGUUAUUAAAAUCUGUUUUAUCCCGUUUGAUCGUCGGAAAAAGGAUCAAUAUCGCCAAGAUGGCAAUUUUCGAGUGGCGAAAAUUUAAUUUCUUCGACCUUCGAAAAGGCGUUGAUAAGGACCGGGUUGCGGAAACUUUACAAGACGCUCGGAUAACGGCCACUGCUAGUGGUAACAAUGCAAUUGUAAUAUGCGACUCGGAGGGCAUGAUCCACAGCUUUAGCCGCUCUUGGGAACCGAUCAGCUUCAAGGCCCACGAAGGAUCGAUUCUGCUAUGUGACGUUUCUAAGCAGAAUAACAUGUUGGUCACGGUUGGGGAAGACAAUGGACCAUCGUUCAAGGUAUGGAACCUGUCCAAGAUGAACUCGAUAACUGGGGCGCAGUGCUUGCGAACCGCGAAGACGAUGGUUGCAAUGCCGACGGCCCUGGCUGUUUCCGAGGGUGGUCAGUUCAUGGCGAUUGGGUUUUCGAAGGGAAGCAUUUCGCUGUACCGGGGGGAUAUUAGUAGAGAUCGGUCCAAGACGCUGAAGCAGCUCAUGGCAGGAACGACGGACAUUACGGGAAUUGCGUUUAAGCAUUUCAAUAAGAUUACGCAAAUGUUCGUCUGUUCCGAUUCGGGUGUUUACCUGUACAAUCUUCAAACUCGCGAUAAAGAGAUGAGGAUAAUUCUGGAUACAAUCAGUUCCCCGGUUGGAUGCUGUGCUCUUCAGACGGGUCACAACGAAGGUCACUUCAUGGUAGGACGAGAGGAUGCUGUUUAUUGCUACACUUCGGAUGGACGUGGUCCUUGCUAUGCUCUGGAAGGCAAGAAAACGCUCCUCCAGUGGUUCCGGUCCCAUUUGCUGAUCGUAUCGAAGAACACUCGAACCACCGGAAUGAAUGUAGGCGGGUUUGUGCUCACCGUGAUAGACAUCCAGAAUAAGUUUAUCGUCUUCACGUGCCCAAUCGAAGAAGUUGCGGCGAUACUCACGGAGUUCGGUUCCUGCUUCAUAUUGACCGAAAGCAAACAUAUUUUCCAUUUGGACGAAAAAGAUCUUCAAAGCAAACUGAAUUUGCUAUUUAAGAAAAAUCUGUACGAUAUAGCAGUUAGAAUAGCCAAAAGCAAUCAAUAUGACGCUGAUGGAUUGGCUGGAAUAUUCAAACAAUACGGGGAUCACCUUUACAGCAAAGGAGACUUUUCCGGAUCGGUUGAUCAGUAUAUCAAAACCAUUGGCUUCUUGGAACCGUCUUACGUGAUUAGAAGAUUUCUAGAUGCUCGUCACAUACACUACCUAACCGAUUAUCUGCAAGCGAUUCACAAAUCUGGUAGGGCAACAGCCGAUCAUACAACGCUGCUAUUGAACUGCUUCACGCGAUUGGAUCGUACCGAGCAGUUGAAACAGUUCCUGGAGAACGAGAACAAGUUGAACUUAUUUGAUGUGGACGUUGCAAUCAAGGUGUGUCGAAAUGCAUCCGUCGAGCAAGCCAUGUCCCUGGCAAAGGCUCACAAAAAGCAUGACUUAUGCCUUAGCAUCCUAACGGAGGAUCUUCGUCGUUUCGAAGAUGCUUUGAUGUACAUUAUGCAACUCGAUUUCCACGAAGCUGAAAGUAAUGUGAAAAAGUACGGCAUCCUUCUGAUGGAGCACUGUCCAGAUCGGACGAUUCAACUGCUGAAAAAGCUCUGUACGGACUAUGUUCGUACGGAUUUGGGUUCGAAUGCCCUUCAGGACCAUUUCGGUGACGACAUACAAACCAUGCUCGACAACGGGUUCAAUAAUGAGCGUGGCAAUCCGGAAGAUUUUAUACACUUGUUCUCGAACGAUGAACGGCUGAUCGAUUUUCUGGAGCAUCUCAUCAUGAACAUACCGUCCUGUAGCAAGUUUGUGUACAAUACUCUAAUAGAGCAUUAUCUGUACCGAUGGCGGGAGGCACCGGCAAUAGAGAGUAAACUUUUGAACUUACUCAAGAACGAUGCCGAUCGGUACGACAAGAACCACGUGCUGAUCCAGUGUCGGGUGUACCAAUUUUGGCCUGGGGUAAUGUACCUGUACGAAGAGGAUAAGCUGCAUCACCUGAUCAUUAGGCACUAUUUGAACAACAGUGACUACGAGAAUUUACUGAAGAGCUGCCGGAAGCUGGGCCAAAACGAUGCGUCCCUGUGGCUGUUGGCUUUGAAUGGGUUGAAGAAUGAUCCAGACGCUCCUCCAAAGCUGCUGUCCCAGGUGCUGCAGGUGAUAGCUCACGAGAAACUCCAAGCGCCACUGCAAAUACUCAACUGCAUGGCCGUGGAGAAUGGACCGACACUGCUACCCGUGCGAGACUACUUCAUGCAGGUGUUCGUAAAGGAACAGGAAUCCACGCACCACGACGAAGAACUUGCGCGCAAGUACAGUGAAGAAACGACAUCGAUCAAGAAACACAUCAAACACCUCCAGGAGGGCAAUGUGGAAUUCCGCAACACGGUAUGCGAUACCUGCAAGCAACCCCUAUCAUGGCCGGCCCUGUUCUUCCUUUGCAAGCAUUCCUAUCAUCAAGAUUGCAUCCGCGGUUACUCCGAAACGGAACGGGACUGUCCGGUGUGCAAUAAAAAGAACAUCCAACUGAUGGACACCUUGCGCGCUCAGAGCGAAUCUCGUGGUCAGCACGAGGCGUUUCACAACUUGUUGGAUCGAUCGUCGGAACCGUUCUCCGUCGUGGCGGAAUACUUUGGUCGGGGCUUGUUUAACAAACUGCUAAUCGUCGAGGAGCAGAUUGCUCAAGUGGAGCCAAUGCCCACCCCGGCGGACACCGGCAUUCGCCAGCUAACCAAACAGACCGAACAGAUUCGAAUCACCGACGUGGCAGCCUCGAAAAACACCCAGCUCAGCUACGGUCCCGGUGCCGAAGCUCGAAUACGCCAGGAGGAAGGCCAGCGCACGCAGAUGCGCAUGGAAAUGCAGGAGAGCGAAAUGCGCCUGCGGUUGAUGGAACAGGAACGUAUCCGCCAGCGCCAGCAGGCAGCUCUGCUAGCUCAACAGCAGCUCCGGUUGAGAGAUGAACGCAGUCCCAAACGAUCGCCUUAUGGCAGUCCAAAGCCACCCUCAACGCUGUCGAAUUAUCCCUCCCAGGGGGUUAAACAACCUUCACCAGUGCCACCAGCUGCUAGUAAUCCCUUCGGCGAGGAUGAUGAUAUGUCCGGCUAUGACAGCGCUAAGGAUCCAUUUGCUUCGGAUGAUCCCACGCCAAAGAAGGCGGCGGUGGCGGAUGCUACGAAUCCGUUCGAGGCCUACGACAGCAGUUUAGAUCCGUUUGCAGAGUAGAUUUCGGUGUGUAGGUAGCUUCUGGGAUACGAAGUUGAGAGGCAGAAAAUGAUGAGAACAUCCGGAUAGAAUCGCGAAUCGAAUCAUUCAGGACAAAGGGCACGCAACUAAAGAGAGGUAGGUUAUACAUUUAACAACUCAUUAAUCCUGAACGAGGUCGAAUUAUUUUAUGCAAAGGGAAUACC